UGCAGAAAGCAGACUGUCGCAGCGACUGACUGACUAUUGGAAAAUAUAAUUACAGCAGAUCAAACUAGCAGAAUAGAAGAAAACACCUCCUCAUUUUAUCAAAUGUUUAAUUGUAGGCAGUGAACAUCACAUCAGGAACUCAAUCACUGCUGCAGGCAUCAAGAUCAAGAAGUAUGGAGGAUUCCAGCCUGGUCAGAUGUGACAGCCUGGAUACUGGGUCAGGGUGUGACAGGGAGGUGAUUGACCAUAUGACCUUUGACCCUGAGGGCUCCGACUCCACAGCAAACCUCGAGCCUUCACCAGCAGAAUUGGCUCAGUGUGAGGCGGAGGUGGGCACACUACUCAGCAUCAUCGCUGAACUGAACAAGAAGAUGGGGUCAUUAAAGGCACCGAGUGAACCAGGGGACCUGAGACCACCAGGACCAUGCAGGCCUUUGGUUCCUGACCUUUUGUCUCACAGACUGGUCAGAAGCAGCCCAGAGAGACAUGUUGUCUCUGCUGCCACAUCUAAACCUGCACUGAUUGACCGAGGGGGCAGUGGUGUAGUGUGGACAAAGCUGCAGGAGGUUUUAUCAUCAGUGGAGGACUCCAUCAGCUGUAGAAGGACCUGGGCCGCUCCCAUCACAGCUUCUGACCAGGACAAGCACGAAGAGCAUCUGAGAGCAGCGCAGGAGAGCUGGGUUAAAGCAGCUGAGAUGUUGGAGGAGAUGGAAAAAGAGUUUGGGAUAUCGUGCCCAUCAGCCCUGCCAAAGGACCAGUAUCAGAGGGACACCGUGGAUCUGGAGAAACAUGACUCUGCUCUCAGAAGCACCUCUCACAGUCACCAGGAGGAGCUGGAGAGAGCACAAAACACAAUCAGCCAGAUGGAGGAGGAGAAGAACAAGCUGGCUGGUCUCCAUAAGGCCUGGAGGUCAGGCAGUCGCUCUCCUUCCUACCGUCCCACUGCUGGGCCUCUUAGUCCAGACUUGGCCUCUCCUCCCUUUCCUGGUUCUCCUUUACUCCACAGAAGAACAGCCAGAGGUCCGACACCUCUGUCUGCUGGGGGAGGCGGCUCUCCACUGGGCUCUGUUAACUCUGGCAGUCCUUGUCCCAGCCCCAUCAGCCUGGAGUCCGAGACAGAACGACUGAACAGGUACAUCGAGAGGCUGAAGGCUAGAAAUGAACGUCUGACUGCAGCUCUGGAGCGAAGGAAGGGAGAGUCGGAGCAGAUCACUAUCACACUAAACAGACUUGAGUCCGACUGCUCUGCCCUGCAGUUGGCUCUCAAAUACUGUGAGGAGUGUGAGGAGGCCUACAGCGAGCUACUGUCACUUUAUGAGAGCAAGAGGCAGCAAAGCAUUCCUCUGCAGACAGACCCAGCAGAGGCUGUCGGUGACAGGCAGCAGCCCGACAGUCCAUCAUCUCAGCUCAGGAACAUGGGAACUGAAGAGCUGUCCACCUCCUUCUCAACAGCAGGGGUCACAGAGGAGACGGAAACACGGAGUUACACAGGGCAGAGGACACCUGAGCUGGUGAAUCGAGAGGCUGCUCUCCGUCAACAAAUUGAGCGUCUGAAGAGGGACCGGGCAGCCAUUUGCCUCCCGAAACCAAGCCCAGGAGUGGAGAGCAAACUGAGCCCUGAAACCGGUCACCCAGCUGGGUCACGAGGGGGACAUGUGGUUAAAGAUAACGUCAAACCUCCUGAUGUGAAGAAAGAGAAGGCUUCCCUCUUCUACGAACUCAUUUCUGUCAGGGAGGAGAUGUCAGAUCUGCGAGCUCUGAUCCGCCUGAAAGAGAAAGACCUGAGGUGUCUGGAGUGGAGUUUAAUGGCCCAGAAGGCCCAGGAAGCAGCUGGAGUUUUCAUCCCUGAAAGUCUCAGAGAGGAGCUGGAGGAGGAUCGUAAGACUGAACAACAGAGGCUCUGUGAGACCACAGCUAAACUGGGUGGUGAUGGGGACAUUGCCGGACCUCGAACCAGGCCCAUUCUGAAAGAGCUCCAGGCCGUCCUGCAAAGGGAACAAGCCCUGAAGAAGAGAUUAGCUUUAGUCCAUGACUCAUUGAGCACAGCUCUCUCAGACAGCGCCUCGCACAGGAGGGACAAUGGAGAGCAGAUUGCACGGCUCACACAAGCUCACAGUAAAGCCUUGAGCUCGUAUCGGCAGAUUCGCAGGAAGUAUCGGGAGCAGGUAUGGCGGCUGGAGCAGAAAGUGGUGGCCAUGACGGAGAGUCACCACAACCAGAGUGGAGCACCAAAAACGGCAGAGGAGGCCGUGGAGUGGAGGAGGGAAGAGACUAUUUUGUGACUCUGUGAUUCUCCAGUAGUCAGCAGUCAGUUCAGGCGUUCUGGCUCUUGAGAAGUAAAUCUAGAGUAUGUAGGCCAAUAGAACAUGGAAAACGCCAUGAAUUCCAGUAUGUGAGUUUCCAGUAAACCGAACAGGAUUCCAGAUCUUAACUUGUCCAACAGGACUCACGCAUCAGAACGAAUUCCUUAUUUCAAAGAAACAGCUGUCAUGCAGUCAUGAAUGCGUGAGGUUGACUCAAGGACUCAUCCCACUGAGGACCUCGGGACUGACCUCGACAAUGCACAUGUCCUUUUUCCCGCACAAGCAGACUCAAUAAAGCCUCUCGCUGGCCGUGCUGUCGUGACAAUGCUCUGAGAAGGGGGAUGGGGCCCAAACAAUGGCUGAUGUGCACACAAAAUGUACAGCCAGCCCGUUUGUCUUCUUUGCACUUUCAUAGUUCUCUCCAUCUCUCUGUCUGUCUCUGUCUCUCUCUCUCUCUCUCUCUCUCUCUCUCUCUCUGCCUUUCACUCUUUACAUUUCUAUUAAAGGGUCAUUUCACCCAAAUUGAGAAAAUAAAAUCUCACUUAUCUCUGGUGGUAUCUAGCCAUGCACAUAGAUUUGUCUAUUUUUGAGCCCUUCACUUUGUCACAGGUUGCAUGUCAGUUACAUGCAGUACAACUCAGAUCGUUUCAUUCAAAGAACUAUGAAGAAAACUAUUCACUGUCACAAUAAAGAAGUGAGCAUUCGAGUGAAGUCUGACAAAAUCAAACAAUUUUUGCAGCAGAAAAUGUUUAUUUCCUUAUUUCCAAUCUUGUUAAUAAUCUCAAAACCCCUCAGAUUUAUUCUGUGAGGUCCUGACCCCACACUGGGAGUCACUGGAUUAAUGUUGGCCUUGAUGAUUUUAGAAACAUCUGCCUUAUCCUUAUGGCAAGUAUAGCAAUAUCUUAACACAUGGACAAAUCUAAAAAUAAGAAAAAUAAAAAACUCAAAUAGUUUGUUUUUUUAUAAUUUGAGUGAACCAACCCUUUAAAACCCCACCAGUUUAUCUCUUACCUUCUCCUCAUAGCCAUCUUUUACUCUUUACAUCUUACAUACACCUCAGUUUCUCCGCCUUUAACCCUCUCCCUCCAUCUUCUCUCCCCGCUCAUCUCUCAAUCAUCUUUGCCCCCUCUCCCCCCUCCAGCCGACCCUGUGCCCUGACCCGCCCGAGCCGGUCAGCUGCAGCUGUGACCGGCGGUCAGGAGGUUAAGGCAAAGGUUGAGUGUCACACCCCCCAGGGUCACAGCGAUGCCUGGCUGUUGUGUUAGCCGGUGAAUGGAGGGUUCAUAGUGCCAGACGAGGUGGCGAGCCCCCGACGCCCUGACUCUUGCCCGAGCUUGCCCUUUCCCGAGCAGAGGUCACCGCAGAGGGCCUGUCCUCCGCACUGCCCCCAUACCUCCAGGUCACCAUCGCUAUUGUUGUAAUAGCUGCCAUUAGAGCAGAUGAUACAAUUAUCGUUCCAUUUUGUGUUCCCUCUCUCUAAGGUCUAUGUUGAGCUUCUAAGCUCUUCAAAGGUUUUUUAGAUGACAUGACUGUUGUAACCUCUGGGUGACUCUUGCAUCAAAAGAGACAAAAUGUCUCAGAAAGAAAAAGGUAUUUUAAUCAUGAUUGCUCAGUGUAUGUGCAUCCAUACACUGACGGGAGAAGUAUUCAGGUCUUUUUACUAAGGUGAAAGUAUCAACACCAAGUAAUCUUACUCAAGAAAGUGUAUUAAAAGUAUCAAUGUAAAAGUGCUUCUUCAGAGAAAUGGCUACAGUGACUGAUAUUGUAUUAAAUAUCACAGUAUUAGAUUCCUGUGAAUGUAGCAUUUUACUGUUGUAGUUUGUUAAGCUGGAGCUAAUUGCACCUACCUUAUAUACAGUUUAGUUUAAUCUGUAACAAUGUUCUGUAUUUUAUGAACCCAUCAUGAUUAUUUAUGUAAAAUACUAACAUGUAAAGUAUCUUGUAAGUAUAGAUGUCAAAUACAUUUAGUAAAAAUUAUUUUAUUAUUUUACUAUAUUUGCAUCUACCUUUGGAGUAAAAGUAUAAGUAAGAGUAGCAUGGAACUAAGUGACAUACUUGAGUAAAUGUAUUUUGUUUCCUUCCAUCACUGCAUCUACAUCAGUAUUGCAGCUUCGUGUUUAUGGUAAUCUAUAAUUACUGCUCAGUCUCAUGAUUUUAACAGUGCCACUGCAUCAUGGUGAAAAACUAUUUAGGUCUUUUCCUUAAGUAAAAGAAGGAACACCAUACUUUACAAAUACACAAUCACAACUAAAAGUCCUGGAUUGAAAAGAAUAAAAGCAUAUACUUAUAUAUACUUUUAAAUAUUUGAUUAUUUGAUUAUUCCUGCUGAUCAUAGACGUGAUGUGACUCAUCAUAUGUUUUGUUUGUAAAAAGUUAAAUUUGAAAAGUAACUAGUUACCAUAACCAAUGUGGAGUAAAUACUAUAUACUACAAUACUAUGAAUGAUAGUACAAUUCUGAGAUGUAUGGAAAUACUGCAGUAAAGUACAAAUAUUUCAAAGUUGUACUUUAAUAUAGUAUUUAAGUAAAUGUACUUAUUCCACUGCUUGAACUCA
Messenger RNA from Seriola dumerili (greater amberjack), 4857 nucleotides. RefSeq names its product mutated in colorectal cancers (gene ushbp1). Lineage: Eukaryota; Metazoa; Chordata; Actinopteri; Carangiformes; Carangidae. The transcript has 14 exons. The record is from RefSeq and is a predicted model, not a curated record. The coding region runs from base 174 to 2282 and encodes 702 amino acids.